AUGCAGAGGUCUCAAUUUAUCCGAAGGGUCCAGCUGGCGGACUUGAAUGCCGCAAGUCGUCGCAGCACCGCAACUCCCGCUCUGCGACGAUGUCUCAGCCUCCAUCCUCCCAAGUUCGAAAAUGAGAAAUUUCUCGAUUAUGCCAAAGGUUCGCCCGAGAGGGCCGAGUUGACAAAGACCAUCAAGCGGAUGAAGAGCGCUUUUCCUCUCAACAUUCCCAUAUCCAUUAGCGGUGCAACAGUAAAAACGGAACAAACAAGGAAGCAAGAGAACCCAUCCUUCCACAAGGAGAUCGUCGCAGAAUAUGCCAUCGCCACCCCCGACCAUGUCAACGCAGCCAUCGAUGCUGCCCUGAACGCGAAGCCCGCCUGGGAGGCCAUGCCUUUUGAGGACCGAGCUGCCAUUUUUCUGCGCGCCUCAGAAUUGAUCGCUGGAAAGUACCGCUCUGAUAUCGUCGCGGCCACCAUGUUGGGCCAGGGCAAGAACAUCUGGCAAGCAGAGAUUGAAGCACCCAGCGAGACGGUGGAUUUUUUCCGGUACUAUAUCCAAGAGGCUUGGUCAUUGUUUGCGCAACAACCCAAGGUUCAGCCCUCAGGGCAAUGGAACAAGAUGGAGUACCGCCCGCUAGAAGGCUUCGUCUACGCGAUCGCUCCAUUCAACUUCACCGCACUCGGCGCCACCCUCGUUGGCCCUGCCGCUCUUUUGGGCAAUGUGGUCAUUUGGAAACCUUCCGAUUCGGCUCUUCAUUCUAGCUGGCUGUUGUAUCAGAUCCUGCUCGAGGCAGGUCUUCCGAAGGACGUCAUCCAGUUCAUUCCUGGCGACGCUGAGGAGGUCACCGACACAGUCCUCAAAAGGCCUGAGUUUGGCGCGCUGUCGUUCAUUGGGUCUACCCAGGUUUUCAAGGGAGUGCAAAAGAAGAUUGGAAACGGAAUCGGCGAUGGCAUCUACAACUCAUACCCCAGAGUCGUCGGCGAGACUGGUGGCAAGAACUGGGGAGUUGUUCAUUCAUCUGCCGACAUCAGGAGUGCUGCUCUCAAUACCAUUCGAGGUUCCUUUGAGUACCAGGGCCAAAAAUGCUCUGCAAACUCCAGGGUUUACGUCGCCGAAUCCGUUUGGCCCGAGUUCAAGAAGCAUCUACAAGACGAGGUUGCUGAGCUGAAGGUCGGCAAUGUUGAGAAUUACGAAAAUUUCAUCACCCCAGUUAUCCACGAGAGGUCUUUUGACAAACUGAAUCAGGUCAUUGAGGAUGCUAAGACUGAUCCCGAACUGGAGUUGGUGGUGGGAGGAAAAGCCUCGAAGGAGGAGGGCUACUUCGUCCACCCAACCAUCUAUCAAACAACCAACCCACGACAUGACAUUAUGUCUCGGGAGCUGUUUGGACCUAUCCUCGGAAUCUACGUUUUCCCGGAUAACAAGUGGGAGGAGACAUUAAAGACUAUUGACAGCACCUCUCGAUAUGCUCUGACCGGCAGUGUUUAUGCCACUGACCCCUACGCCUCUCGAACGGCGCAGACUAUCUUGAAGCACGCUGCCGGUAUGCUCUACCUUAACACUAAGUGUACCGGCUCGAUCGUGGCUCAGCAACCGUUUGGAGGCAGCCGUGACUCUGGUACCAACGAUAAGACAGGCACAAUGGCUCAUCUGCAGCGAUUUGUGAGUGUUCGGUCCAUCAAGGAGGAGUUCAUACCACUAGAAACGAUCCAGUAUCCUUCCAAUGUGGUUUAA
This is a messenger RNA of Ilyonectria robusta, 1725 nucleotides long. Its product is annotated as Aldehyde/histidinol dehydrogenase. Gene Ontology annotation, molecular function: L-glutamate gamma-semialdehyde dehydrogenase (NAD+) activity. The transcript is spliced from 3 exons. NCBI's taxonomy places the organism in Eukaryota, Fungi, Ascomycota, Sordariomycetes, Hypocreales, Nectriaceae. Gene Ontology annotation, cellular component: mitochondrial matrix. Bases 1 to 1725 code for a protein of 574 amino acids. The record is from RefSeq and is a predicted model, not a curated record.